Messenger RNA from Heterobilharzia americana, 1830 nucleotides. The record is from the annotation of a GenBank genome assembly. NCBI's taxonomy places the organism in Eukaryota, Metazoa, Platyhelminthes, Trematoda, Strigeidida, Schistosomatidae.
AUGGAACACAAAGAUGUGGAGAACUUUGUUUACUUAAUCCCAUCAGUUUUGACAUGGAUAGUGAAUAUUAUAUUACGUUUGAUAAUGUUACCAUUUGGAAUAUUAUUUCUUAUCGGAUAUAUUGGAAGAUAUUGCUUCAAAAAGUCAGAACUACGUGAAAAAUUAUCUAAAAAACAACAACUGUUAAUGGAACGAAUGGAUAAUUUGAGACAACGUCUUUCAACACUGAAAACUAACUCUAAUAUCGAUCUGCUGUCAGUUACAAACAAUGAUUUGGAUACAAUUCAGGAGCAGUUGAUCGAAGGCAAAUUUACACCAGUUGACUUAUUACAUGCUUAUCAAAUGAAAGCUUUAAAAUUAUAUGACAUAGGAAAUUCAGGUGUAUGCGAAUUUAUAGAUGAAGCAGAGAAUUUAGCUAUUGAUCUUGUUGAAUCAAAUCAUUUGCCUAAAAGUAAACAAACGUUAGUCGGGAUUCCUGUCAGCAUAAAAGAAUUGUGUUUAACUAAGGGGUAUGAUACAACCUUUGGUUUAAUAAAGCGAUGUAAUCAACCUUCAAAGGAAGAUUGUUGCAUCGUGAAAGUACUCAAACAUGAAGGAGCUAUACCAUUCGUUCUGACAGCUACAUCUCAGACGGCUUUAUCUCUGAGUGGAAUAAAUCCUGUAUUCGGUGAUUUGUCCAAUCCUUUCUCAUCAAAACAUGAAACAGGUGGCAGUUCUAGUGGUGAAGGCGUUCUGUUAGCUCUUCAGGGUUCACCAGUUGGAAUUGGAACGGAUUUGGGUGGGAGUAUCCGUAUUCCCUCAGUAUUCUGUGGACUUGCAGGGCUAAAACCAACAUCAAAUCGUAUUAGCGGUCAAGGUUUAGCUACACUGGGAUAUAAAAAGUCAGUUUCAAUGCGAGUCUCUGUGGGUCCGAUGAGUAAGCGAGUAGAUGAUUUAGCUAAAGUUAUGCGGACACUUUUAACGUCAAAAAUGUUCCAGUUGGAUCCCUCGGUACCACCCUUGCUUUUUGAUGAUAUCGUUUAUGAGGGCAAAGACAAACCAAAAUUGUCCAUAGGAUAUUAUGAAACUUUAAAUGACCCACUUAUUAUAACUCCUGUUCCAAGUAUCCGUAGAGCAGUACGUGAAUCAGUUAACAUUUUAAAGCAGUGUGGUCACCGACUAGUACCUUUUAGUCCACCAAAACCAAAAUGGGCUUAUAAAUUAGCCAUGAAAGCGAUUUCAAUCGAUGGAAAGUAUCAUCUCCAAAAUGAGUUAUUUGGUGAACCACUGAACGAACAUACUAAACUACUUAGUUGGAUGUCACUAAUACCCCACUGUAUAAAAAUUUUAGCAGAUAAGCUCAUGAAAAUUCUUAUUGGUGAGCCAGCAGCAGUUGCAAGUUUCAGUGAUGGACCUCGAGGUGAAGCGGCUGUGUUAAACUUAAUUUCAGAUAUCGAACUAUACCGAAAUGAAUUUCAAAAGGCUAUGGAGGAAGCUGGUGAUUUAGAUGUGAUAAUCUGUCCAGUGUUACCAUUUCCAGCUUUUCCUAAAUCAGCUAAAUCUCUUUUCGUUACACCGGGCAUUGCUUACACAGUUUUAUAUAACUUGUUGGAUUAUCCCGCUGGUACAGUUUCCACGGAUAUCGUAAAUAAGCAAGAUGUGGAAGAAUCAAAAGUUAUGGCUGAACAGUAUAAGAGGUCUGGUGAUCGUUAUCAUAACCAGGUACUUAGCCAUCAAGAAGAAAGCGAAGGAUUACCAAUUGGUGUUCAGGUUGUAGCUAAACCUUGGAAAGAAGAACUCGUCCUCCGUGUUAUGAAAGAACUGGAAACACACCGCAUACAUAGUGUAUAA